AUGUCGGAGGUUGAAAUGUUGAAGCAGGACAAGGCAACAAAGAAAAGGAAGACAAUUUAUUAUGUGUCACAGGGACGGGCAAUCCAUCAUAUGGUUGACCUUUACACUCCCAUAGAGGAUCUUAUUGCCAAAAAUGACCGACAUUGUGAAGAAAGUGGCAGCGACGCCACUCCAGAACAAGACCACCUUCAACAUGGCUACAUUGAACUCACCAAGGCACUGCCUUGGGUUCACGACAAGCUGGCAUGUCUCGACCACGAAGAUACAGAGGACAUGCUAAGACAGCUCAAGCAAGGUGCGGACUCAGCUUGUGGCGACGACAUGGGAACUCUCAAAGACCUCAUUGCUUCUUGGGUAAAUAUUGAGUACUGUCCAACUCCGCUCAUAAGGACCGACGACAAGCACCAUCGAGGUUUCGCGAGCGAUGCAUGUGGUAAACUGCUCUGCCCAGCAGAAUGGCGCUGGGAGGACCCAGUCGUUAAGGCUGGCAUUCAUGACCGUACGAUCGCUUUUAUCAUUUCCGAGAAUUCAUGGCUGUCAUUCAUGUAUGAGAACUAUGAAGCUGACGCCAAGCAUCUGGAGCGCGGUCUUUUCAAGUCGAGGCUGCUGGUUAUGGGGUUAAAAGCCAUCUUUACAUCUCCCUCAUCUGCCAAUGAAGUGGAUGGUGAGGGUGAGGGUGCCGACAUUAUUGAGAACAACCGGCGCGCCCGGAGACGAUCCGAUCAGGCUAAAGUGAAGACAUGUGUUGCCUCUAUCAUAGGUAUGAGGAAGGUGACUCCUCGCGCAAUCAUGUAUGCAGCUUGCCAAAUUCUAUUUGCACUUUCCAACCUCACCUCCUGGCACACAGUGGACGGAGACUUCGACUAUCAUAUCUUCUGGAACAACAUCGUAGAUUUCUUUGAAGACACCCCAGGUCCAGCUGCGCGAGCCCGGGUUAACACACUUCUUGAGUGGUGGACCAGAAAAUUUUUCGGAAGAAAUCAUUGGCAGGACUUGACGCCAGAGGUUACAUCUCACAUGUCUGUCAAUACUCUCACUACCCAGAGACAGCAGAUGGAAGACACCGAAUUAGAUUCCGACUAG
Messenger RNA from Suillus paluster, 1083 nucleotides. RefSeq lists its product as uncharacterized. Bases 1 to 1083 code for a protein of 360 amino acids. The transcript is spliced from 8 exons. Lineage: Eukaryota; Fungi; Basidiomycota; Agaricomycetes; Boletales; Suillaceae. The record is from RefSeq and is a predicted model, not a curated record.